Molecule: messenger RNA, 1059 nt
Organism: Nematolebias whitei (Rio pearlfish)
Lineage: Eukaryota; Metazoa; Chordata; Actinopteri; Cyprinodontiformes; Rivulidae
Gene: dapk2b
Product: death-associated protein kinase 2b
Exons: 11
Coding region: 1-1047 (348 amino acids)
Biological process (GO): protein phosphorylation; intracellular signal transduction; positive regulation of apoptotic process
Cellular component (GO): cytoplasm; nucleus
Molecular function (GO): ATP binding; protein serine/threonine kinase activity
Source: RefSeq, a predicted model, not a curated record
AUGUUGGAAGAUGGGAAGAAAUUUGGCCGGAGCGGGCAGUUCGCAGUUGUCAGACGAUGUAAAGAGAAGAGCACUGGCAACCAGUAUGCAGCCAAGUUCAUCAAGAAACGCCCGAGUCGGGUCAGCAGACGGGGCGUGAAGAGAGAGGAGAUCGAGAGGGAGGUGGACAUCCUGCAGCAGAUCCGGCACCCGAACAUCGUGGAGCUGCACGACGUGUACGAAAACCGCACAGACGUGACGCUCAUGCUCGAACUGGUGUCUGGAGGAGAACUGUUUGAUUUCUUGGCUCGGAAGGAAUCUCUCUGUGAGGAGGAGGCCACUCAGUUUAUCAAGCAGAUCCUGGACGGUGUUCACCACAUCCACUCGAAGGGGAUCGCUCACUUUGACUUGAAGCCGGAAAACAUCAUGCUGCUGGACAGGAGCGUCCUUCUGCCCCGGAUUAAAAUCAUAGAUUUUGGAUUGGCGCACAAAAUCGUGCCGGGGGCAGACUUUAAAAACAUCUUUGGCACGCCUGAAUUUGUUGCUCCAGAAAUAGUCAAUUACGAGCAGCUGGGACUGGAAGCAGACAUGUGGAGCAUCGGAGUCAUCACUUAUAUACUUUUGAGUGGCGCGUCGCCUUUCCUCGGCGACACAAAGCAGGAAACGCUGGCGAACAUCUCAGCCAUGAAUUAUGACUUCGAUGAGGAGUUCUUCAGCAACACCAGCGAGCUCGCCAAAAGCUUCAUCAGACAGCUGCUGGUGAAGGACACGAGGAAACGGAUGAAGAUACAAGAUGCCCUGAAUCACCCGUGGAUUACGCCUCUGAACUCCAGGCAGGCCAUGGUGAAGAGGCUAUCGGUGGUCAACCUGGAGAACUUUAGGAGGCAGUACGCCAGGCGGAGGUGGAAGUUGUCAUUCAGGAUUGUGGCUUUGUGCAACCAUCUAACAAAGAUCAUGAAGAAGAACCAGAAGAUGCCUGAAGAGAACGGGAGGGAUUGUGAAAGCGACCAAGAGGAGGACAUUCUGAAGAGGAGGCCGAGGACCAGGAAGAGAAGCAGCACUUCCUGAGAAUGGACUAAA